This is a messenger RNA of Phragmites australis (common reed), 1546 nucleotides long. RefSeq names its product ubiquinone biosynthesis O-methyltransferase, mitochondrial-like. The transcript has 9 exons. Lineage: Eukaryota; Viridiplantae; Streptophyta; Magnoliopsida; Poales; Poaceae. The record is from RefSeq and is a predicted model, not a curated record. Bases 101 to 1084 code for a protein of 327 amino acids. Gene Ontology annotation, biological process: ubiquinone biosynthetic process. Gene Ontology annotation, molecular function: 2-methoxy-6-polyprenyl-1,4-benzoquinol methyltransferase activity.
UAGCGCAUCCAAUGAAUGGUCUGGAUGGCCUGCAGCCCAGCCUUCUCCCAGCAAGGGAAAACCUCUGACCUCGCGCAGGUGCGCCGUCGCAGCGGGAACGAUGCUCCGCCGCGUCCCUCCCUCCCUCCGCCGCCCCCUCCUCUCCUCGGCCUCCACAACCCCCGGCAGGGCACAAAUCCCAAACCCUAGCCACUCGCCUUCCCACGCCAUCCUCCCCCAAUGGCGCCGCUGUGCCUCCUCCUCGCCCCUGCCCCCGCCUCCUCCUUCUCCAUCUCCACCUAAGGGUCCAUCGCGAUCGGGCGGAGGGCCUACUGUCUCGUCGCUGAACCCCACCGAGGUCGCCAAGUUUGCCGCCAUCGCCGAGACCUGGUGGGAUUUUGAUGGUCCAUUCAAACCUUUGCAUUUGAUGAAUCCCAUCCGGAUAUCUUUUAUCCGCUCCACUCUCUGUAGACAUUUCAGGAGGGAUCCAUAUUCAUCUAUGCCACUUGAAGGUCUCAAAGUUAUCGAUGUUGGAUGUGGAGGUGGCAUUCUGUCAGAGCCUCUUGCUCGCAUGGGAGCUACAGUUACUGCAAUUGAUGCCGUUGACAAGAAUAUAAAGAUCGCAAGUAUUCAUGCUGCAUCUGAUCCAACGACCGCUUCCAUUGAAUAUUGCUGCACAACAGCUGAGAAAUUGGUAAAAGAGAAAAGGCAGUUUGAUGCUGUAAUUUCUCUUGAGGUGAUUGAGCACGUCGCUAAUCCUUUGGAGUUCUGCGAAUCUCUCUCGGCUUUGACAGUUCCCAAUGGUGCCACUGUGGUUUCAACAAUCAAUCGGUCAAUGAGAGCAUACGCCACUGCGAUAGUUGCUGCUGAGUAUAUCCUCAAUUGGCUUCCUAAAGGCACACAUGAGUGGUCCAAAUUAGUUACCCCCGAGGAGCUUGUUCUAAUGCUGCAAAAGGCUUCUAUCUCCGUUCAAGAGAUGGCAGGGUUCGUUUAUAACCCACUGAGGGGAGAGUGGUCCCUAUCAGAUGAUAUUAGUGUAAACUAUAUUGCUUUUGGCAUCAAGAAAAGCGAAACAACCUCAACAGUUACACAGAAACAAGGUUAGCAGCUUAGCGUUGUGGUAGCUGGAGAAAAAGAAUUGACCUUGCAUUGUCAAUGCAGAUUUCUGGGAAGCCAAACUUAUCACUUGAAUAUUAAUACAACCAAAUAGCGAAGGAGAAAUUUUCCCUACCCUUUUUUUUGUUUGCCUCGGAGACGGGGCAUGGAGUUGUAUUGCGUGCAAGUCCCAUUGAGAAGUUGAUGAGAGAGAACUGCUAUUCUGCUAACAGGUAGAACUAGUUCCUUUUUUUCUUUGAUUGCAAUAUAAGGAUGAUCCAGGCAGUUUUCUCAAAUUUGUGGCAGUUCUUGUUCUAAACAAAGUACUUAUGUACCAUAGAAUUGAACACGUUUCUGGUCUCUGAACACAGCUGAUGCCCUAGUGGUCGCUCGGCAACACGAUCGCAUUCUUAUUGAUAAAUAACCGUGAUUUGUGAUUCGUGCUUAAGCUGGAUGUUGUUGCUAAAGAAAU